AUGCCUACUCUCCAGCACAUCCCUGAUGAAAUUGAAGACGCCGACGACGAGAAAGACCCGUCUCAAACCUGGGAUCUGGAAACCCCUUACCCUCCUCCUAACGUUCGACACAACUCAUACACUGGCAUGCCCUCCACAUCCUCACCAAGCAGCAGAUUUAAGCUUCGUUCCCCCAAUUCGUAUACCACGUCCAAUUCAUAUGGCACACCCUCUAGCAUCAUGUCCUCCUCGGGCUCUUCUAUACGCGCACCCAAGUCAGCACAGACCUCCGGGAGCGCUUACGCGCAGUUUACGAAAAAGUAUCGAGACAAAGUCGCGGAUGACGAUUUAUACGAUCCAAAUCAACUUUUUCAGCGAGGACUAGGCCAGCUUAUCGAUCAAGGGGACAGUGAUGAUGAUGACCUGGCCAUAAAUGCCGGCUCUGCCUAUUCUACUGUCGACGUCGAACCACUGGCAGAUAGCGAUGGGCAGGAACCCACUCCGGCGGACAGGGAGCGUCUUGAAUGGCAAACAAUGCUCAUGUCAGUAUUAGAUAGUGAAGUUCUUCGGUCAGAAACUACGCGAAUAGGUCGAGCUCUCGAACCGAAUGUAGGAGAGCGCAGUAUACGAAACAUUAAUAUCUGGCUUGGUGUCAGGGCCAAGUUGCGAGGCCACACCGAAUCUCAGGAGAGCGAACGGCUGAACGAUAAGCGACUACGGCUCGUGGAUCCUGUGCUCGAAGAGGUCCUUGCGUUCAAGUUGGGUAGCGAAGAUGGCACUCCCGUUUCUUCGACCGAAGCUAUCAAAAUCAUCAGUCCGCUAUUGAAGCGACUCGAAAAAGCCCAAUCUCUUUAUCCUUCUCUGGCCGCCAUGCAAACUGCGAAACCAGUCUGUGCCGAGCCCGAAUUCAAAGCUCGGGCCGAAACGCUCAUUCAAUGGUCCAAUAUGUUCAAUAUGCUCUUUAAUGCGAUUACGAUGCUCAAGCGAUGGACAGGGAGCGAAACUCUGGACGUCACAGUGCCAACCACCGCCGGCAGUGUUCCUAUCCGACCCCAGCACGAUGGUCGUUCAUCUGCCGUUGAGAAACCCGAGGCCACCUCGUUUGUGGAAAGGAUACUCAAAGAGGAUACGCUCCAAAUGUCUUUCGAAAAGGGCUCACUACAGACGCUGAGUUCUUGUAUCCAACGAGCAAAGGAGAUGCAUAUCACCAAUGGCAAGCACAUCCACGAUCUUGGUCUACCGAGGCUGCAAAACGAGUUGGAGAUGAUUAUUUCGUUCCCGACACGACUCGUCAAGGAAACUAUCAAAGUACGGUUGGAGUCGUCUCAAAAUGUCUCUGAUCCGAAUCUACUUCAACUUGAGCAAAUGAUGGAGAACUUUAUGGUAUCCAUUGGCCUGGCUUGCAUGCUAAAACGAGAGUAUGAGGAUCUUGCCGCUCCAGACCCCGAUAAUUGGUGGGAUAUCUCAUCUGGGAUUGACGAAGAGUACGACAAGGUUAUCCUUGAUGCCAUGCGUACUUUCUUCCGCCUGAUGAACAAGAAGCUGAAGAGCGGACUCAAAGGAAUCAAUUACAAAGAAACCGAAUUCCUGGAAGGUCACUGGAAGAUGUUUGAUGAAGUCGCUUCUUCUAUCGAGAGUGGGUCUCUGGUAGUCGCUGAAAGAUUAUGUUCUUCGACAAACCGGAUCAUGAAUCGCGUCGUGGUUCAUUUGGAGGAGCAGCUGAAAUUCCCCAUGCAAUCCCAGGAUCGCGCCAAGAAUAAGUUUAGGGACGGGAUUUUGUCUGCUAAAGAACGGGAACAACCCAUGACUAAACGCCAGAUUGAAAACUGGUACGCAAAAGUUUUGGACGGUGUAAGACUGAGAUACCGUAAAUUGCAACGGUUUGCGCGCGGCUUGUCCCAACGGUUAUCGAAUUCAGCCGAGUAUAGCUUGGAAGGCACCAAUCUCGAGUUCCUUAUUAACACGCUAGUUGACGCCAAUUACUUUUUGGUAUACUACGAGGCCCUUCAGGCUGAAGGGUGCUAUAUCAUUGCCCAUCCAUCUCUCCAAGAACAACCGGAACAACUCAAACACAUACUGUCUCGCGCAUACCAUGUCCACAUAAUGAAUCCCGACGAUCAAACUGUUGCGGCAGCUGCAAGAGCACGGAAAGGUGAUAUUUCUGAUACUGGCGAAGAAGAAAUCGACUCGGGUUUGGCCCCAUACGUUCUGGUGAUAUCUCCCUCAGAACCCUUUGUCUGGCACGGUGUCGUAGUUGUGUUAAACGGCUUAUCACCUCUCGAACUUGAGCUGCCUCCCAAGCGUAUCCGCCUAAUUUCAGAUGGACUUCCGGGUAAUCUCGCCCGCUCUAAAGCAAACUUUUCCAGCCUAUUCCAGGUCUCUGGAGACGAUUUGUCCGACGACGAAGAGGUACUUGACUAUACACCCCAAUGCGUUGUCGAGCAAAUGGCACAUCUUCCCAUAGUUCAGCGGGAGAUUAGAAGAAUUACCAAGGGCGCCAACAAACUCGCCGAGUCCAUUGUUUCGUCGGUCAAAAUAGUCACGGAUGCGGUAGGGAACAGCGAAGGCUGUCAAGAGCUACUUGAAAACUGGUUCAAGCUCGCGUCGGAACAAGGCCAGCACUCUCUCAAGUAUAUGGUCAGAGAGGAGGCACUCGUCUUCAACCGGAAUUUGGCGGAGCUAGCAAUCGAUUGGGUUUCGUUCAUUUGUGACUUUUGCGACCCCACGGACCGCAAGACAUUCCGCUGGGCCGUCUAUGCUCUCGAAUUUGCCAUGAGUCGUACCCGUGGCCGAAACAUCCUUCGCAUUCCUCCGGAAUCGUUUAGGCUUCUUCAACGCAAGGUCUCGGGUCUUAUGACACUACUUGUCAGCCACUUUGAUCUGCUGGGAGCACGGGCCAGUAUUGAACGAGAAAGGGAGGAGCAAAUGCGCAAGAAAGAGCGAAUGCAACAAGCUUCACAGUUUGACUACGACACCGAAUCGUCGAACCAGUCAGAUACCCAGCCAAAUGCAGCACUCCAACAGCAUGAAGAGACCAACAGCAGACGAGUACGCGCGCACGCGUUCCGAGAAGAGGUUCGAGCAGAGUUGGAUGCAAUCGAGCAAAGGAGACAAGAGAUAGAAACAGAACAGCACAUGGUCGGACGGGUAUUGAACAUUGAGCGCCCCGAAGACCAGUCUUUAGCAAACCUCGCAGCGUCCUCAUCCAACGUGUCGAUGCGGUGGCAACAGGGUCGUUUUGUCGGCAGUGGAGCGUUUGGUUCGGUCUACUGUGCCGUUAAUCUCGAUUCGGGUACUCUGAUGGCUGUGAAAGAGGUUCGAUUCAAGGAUCCAUCUAGCAUCUCCCAGCUUUACAAACAGGUCCGUGACGAGCUAAGCGUUAUGGAGAUGCUUCAUCACCCCAAUGUCGUCGAGUACUAUGGUAUUGAGGUUCACCGCGACAAGGUCUACAUCUUCGAAGAGUUUUGCUCAGGUGGUAGUCUGGCGGACUCGCUCAGCAAUGGGCGAAUUGAAGAUGAGACGGUUAUUCAAGUCUAUACGCUACAGUUGCUCGAGGGACUGGAAUACUUGCACGGUAAAGGCAUUGUACAUCGCGACAUUAAACCAGAUAACCUUCUACUUGAUCAUACGGGCAUGAUCAAGUUUGCAGAUUUUGGGGCCGCCAAAGUACUUGCCAAAAACCAGAGAUCCAUUAAACUUAAUUCGCGCUCGCGCAACCCGAGCCGAAGGUCUACGACCCAACAGGGCAAGCAGAACAGUUUGACCGGAACACCGAUGUACAUGGCGCCUGAGAUAAUCAACAAUGAGUCCGUAGGCCGGCACGGUGCUAUGGACAUCUGGUCGAUCGGAUGUGUUAUUCUUGAAUGUUGCACCGGCCGCAAGCCCUGGAGUAACCUAGAUAAUGAAUGGGCUAUCAUGUUCCACAUUGGCCAGGCCAAGACCGCACCACCCCUGCCAACUCCAGACCAACUUUCUCAUAUGGGAAUCAACUUCCUCGAGCAAUGCCUCAUCGUCAAUGCAAGGCUCAGGCCUACUGCGACCGAACUCCUGAGCCAUCCUUGGCUUGUAUCUUUCCGAGAGUACAUGUCCGAGUAUGAAGCAGCUGCACUUCCGACUCCGUCACUCACAGCGACCACCAUGCCCAGUCUUCCCUAUGACAUGACCCAGAUGGCGCGUCAGGCAAUGAUUUUGGAGGAGCAAGAGAUUCAGGAAAUGGCUGAUGAUUCGCCUGAACCAUCCCCAGCCGUUGGAGAGUACCUAGACGAGACAGGGGAAAUUCAAGCAUUUAGAGAUCUGGAGAAGUCGUUUGCCAACGGUGCCCCGGCUUGA
Rhizoctonia solani is the source of this 4308-nucleotide messenger RNA. RefSeq names its product mitogen activated protein kinase kinase kinase. The transcript has 5 exons. Gene Ontology annotation, molecular function: protein kinase activity; ATP binding. The record is from RefSeq and is a predicted model, not a curated record. The coding region runs from base 1 to 4308 and encodes 1435 amino acids. NCBI's taxonomy places the organism in Eukaryota, Fungi, Basidiomycota, Agaricomycetes, Cantharellales, Ceratobasidiaceae. Gene Ontology annotation, biological process: protein phosphorylation.